Molecule: messenger RNA, 608 nt
Organism: Acanthamoeba castellanii str. Neff
Lineage: Eukaryota; Discosea; Longamoebia; Acanthamoebidae
Exons: 5
Source: RefSeq, a predicted model, not a curated record
AUGCCAUUGGCCAAGCUGCACAAGACCCUGCAGACGGUGAUGGGCUGGGAGGACACCCAGAAGUACACGUUUCUUACUGGCGACGGCGUGCCGAUCGCCAAGUACAACAAGGACGACAUUCCCUGCCUCUCGGACAGCAAGAUUCGGCUGGCCUACAUCGUCAAGGACCCCGGCGAUGAGCUCUACUACCAGUACGGCGAGUGGAUACACCGACUUCUCGUGGAGACGAUCGGCGCCCCGCGACGGAACAUCCCCUCCACCCGCGUCAUCUCGGGAACCGGACAGUGCCCGCCGGACGACAGUACACCUUUCAGCUAUGCUGCAGGUGUGACCUCGCUGGGCGGAGAGACGCGGCCGUUCUCGGUGGACGGGGUCAACGCGCAGCUGAUGGCGGGCCAGACCUUCUACAUGCGCAUCCCGGCCAGCGCCAGCAAGGAGCACGAGGAGUUCGUUUGCCUGCGCGCCAUGCGCACGCCCGUCAACAUCCUCGCCGCCCCGGCCGCCAACCUUGACCCUGUCACGUCAUCGUCAGCGGCAGCGGCCGAGGCGGCCUCGAUCUCGUCGGCCACCCGAUCGUCGAUGAACUCGGCCACCUACUCGGCGCCCAC